Messenger RNA from Didymella exigua CBS 183.55, 4806 nucleotides. RefSeq lists its product as uncharacterized. Gene Ontology annotation, molecular function: ATP binding; protein kinase activity. The coding region runs from base 13 to 4689 and encodes 1558 amino acids. Gene Ontology annotation, biological process: protein phosphorylation. The record is from RefSeq and is a predicted model, not a curated record. The transcript is spliced from 9 exons. NCBI's taxonomy places the organism in Eukaryota, Fungi, Ascomycota, Dothideomycetes, Pleosporales, Didymellaceae.
AAGGCAACCACUAUGGACGGAAAUUCCCCAUGCACCAUUGCCCUCGACUAUUUAGAACAUAGUGAGGUGAAGCCGAUCAGCGAAUGCCUUCCUUCUGGUAGUGCUUCUUUUUAUGUCCCUGCGCGAAAGAUCAGAGCGCUGUUUGAAGACAAGCCCCAUGAUUUGACAGCAGAACUACUGUUUCUCUGUCCCUGCAUGCGAUGCAUAAAAGAUGGCGGAGCGGUGCAGUAUCGCUCAGACUGCUUUAACAAGCUUAGGCAGCAGGAGCUAACGGGGGAGUAUGCCCAUAUCUACGCACUACUUAUCUAUGUCCGCCGCCCAGGUCUCAUUCAAAAGUUCCAGAAGUACGAAAUAAAGCUAGAAGGAACGAGAUAUCUUUGCGAUGCUGAUUUUGACAAUCUUCGUCACGAGGGGAUACCUGACCUAGACUUGGUACAGAGAAAAACACUGCAGAACCAGUACAGCUUUUUGGUACGAACACUCCGUCCCGCAUCAGAUAUUGUAUCGAUCUCGGCAAAAGAGCUACUGCCGAUUAGAGAAGAUGCGGAGCUCAAAGGGGAAGGAACAUUUGCAGAAGUCAGAUGCUUCGAGUUCCAAGAUGACGAAUAUCGUUCACGAGAGUUUGGAGAACAUAUCAAAAGGUUUGCUCGCAAAAUCUUCAAGCAUGGCAUGCACAAGUCUGCAGCAAGAGAAUGGUACAAUCUUCAGAGGCUUUCGAAAGAAGAAGACCACCCACACCUUAUGUUGGCUUUGGGAGCGUAUUGGCAUGGCAGCCACUUCUUCAUUCUACAGGAAGAAGCGGAACAAUCACUUCACGAUUACCUCAAAGGUCCAGGGGACAGAUUCGAGUCCCAAGAGCUCUGGACGCAGAUGCAGGGCGUUGCUGAAGGACUGAGCACUCUCCACACGCGUUUCGAAAACACCAAGAUCGCCUAUCAUCAGGACUUGAAACCCGCAAAUAUCCUUGUAGUGAAAAAGAAGUUGAAGAUUGCAGAUUUUGGUCUGCUGGAAUUUAAGCCUGUAACAUUGCCUGGCGAUACUGACCUGACCGGCAUUCUGAACGAUCACAAUACUGGUUUUUACGCCGCCCCUCGCAAAACCAAAUACACUCGAGCCUGCGAUAUAUGGUCACUAGGAUGUAUAAUGUCUGAAGUUGCGACUUUUGACAUCCAAGGCUGGGGAGGAGUCAGCGACUACAAGAAAGCUCGCAUGGCCGAUGGAUCAUUGGGCCAAGACACUCCACGCUUCUUCAAUGGAAACAAAGUGAAGAAUGCGGUCUUGUAUAUGCAUACACAGCUGCACGAUUAUGUUCAGUCUGCAAUGCAUACUGACAGCGACUCGGCAGCGCAUUUCCGGAAACGCUUUUACAAAAAAGAGUUUUUCGCACUGUUGAACAGAAUGUUUAGGCGGAGUUGUAUUUCCGCUGAUCUGCUGGACGUUUCAGGUGAAGAAAUAACCAUCGAUGCAGCGCAAGUUGCCAAAACGCUCGAGGAGUUACGCAAAGAAGCUUUGCCGACGACUGUGCUACACAACGAGGCCAGGAACUCUGGCCUGGAGCAAUACCUGCAGGACGCGGAGUCGUUGGGCUUUUCGAUGGAAGCACACCUUACAGAUUUCAGGAAAACAUUGAACAGGAGGAACCGAGAAAAGUUUCCUACUACGACUAUGACUUCCCUUAUGCAAUACAUCUUCAACUUACAGCAAACGCAGCACGCAGAACGUCGCCAACAAGGCCUUUCCCGUCUGGGCCCAUUCAUCGAGAGGUUUGGCGAGUUCAACGAACUUAUUGCGAACGUUCCUAGCGCUGAAGAAAUCAUGGGAUUCAUCUGGGGCCCCGUAAGGUUCUUGCUUGAGACGACGAAUACCUGCACUGACGCUUUUAACGACCUUCUCGACAUUUAUGGACAGAUUGGAAGAGCUCAGGCCUCCUUGCCCUUGUACAAAGAGAUGUUGCAGAGUGUGCCAGAUAUGACUAAGGCUCUAAUAGCGGCGUACAGCGAUACCAUCCAGGUCAAUCAAUUGCUCGUGGUAUACUUCCAACAGCGCCUCUGGACAGAGCUUUUCCCCACGACAUGGAAACGACACAGAUCUCGACUGACGGGUAUUAUGUCUCGCAUGACGUCCCGUCUCAAGCUUGUUGGUAGCCGGGCAAGCUUGAAUCAAUUUGACUCAUUCAUGAAUGCUUCGGCUCUUGAAGCAGAGACUUCAGUCGACAAGAUAUAUAGCGAGAAUCUGGGCCGCAAACAAGCCGUAUACGCAUGGGUCAGACCUACCGACAUGGAAAACGAUCAAGAAUAUCUGAGGCGGAUUCGUGUUGCAUAUCCAGGUACCUGCAGCUGGUUACUAGAUGAGACGACCUUUCAAGAGUGGUUCGAUCCACAGUCUAACGUAGUGACUGUUCCGAAGUUGUUGUGGUUGAACGGCAAGCCUGGUUCUGGGAAGACAUUCCUUGCAUCCUUGGUUGUAGAAGAAGCGAGAAAGCUUGAAUCAAGUCCCACCGUCUUGUUUUUCUACUUCAAGCAAGAGGAUAGCGAUCGAAAUAACUUCCUUUCCAUGGCUCGUACUCUGCUUUCACAAAUUCUCGAACAAAACCCUCACACUCUUGACUAUUUCUAUGACAAGUGCUGUAGUAGUGGAGCCGCUGUGAUCAGUUCUCAGCCCCUAGUUGAAGAGUUGUUGAAGUUCGCGCUACGCAAUUGCGAGUCUGCAUACGUCGUGCUUGACGGUUUAGAUGAGUGCUGCACAAGGAAAGAAAGAGGGGAGAUCGCGAAGUGGUUUCGAGACCUAAUCGAGGAAGGUCCGCCAGAAAUUCGCGAUGGACUUCAUUGUAUGUUCAUCAGCCAACACGACAGCGCCAGAAAGGACUAUCGCGAUCUUCCUAGUAUCACGGCAGAUGCCUACAAUAAUGAAGAAGAUAUUGAGACUUUCUGCAAGAUACAAGCUGGAAAGCUCGUUACAAAACUCGCCAUCACUGAGGAUUACGCACACGAGAUUGCCGAACGCGUUUCUGCAGCAGCUGAAGGAGUCUUCCUUUUUGCCCAUCUUGUUUGGAUCAAUCUUUGCGGUCAGAGCUCCAUACAUAGCUUAGAAAGCGAGAUGGAGACUUUCGCAACUGAUUUGGACAAGCUGGAUAAGGCUUAUGCUCGGAUUAUAAAGACCAUUGUAGACAAGCCUGUUACCGCCCAACGUGACGAGGCUUUGCUGCUCCUUGGUUGGCUUGUCUGUGCAAAACGACCGUUGAAGAUGCACGAAGUACAAACGCUGAGGUCGGCCGACUUUGACAAAAGAACUGUUGAAUUUGAACGGCGAAGAUUUCGCAUCCAUAUCAAGGAACUAUGUGAAUCGCUGGUCGACGUCCGCGAUGAUGGCAGUAUCGAGCUGGUUCAUAUGACUGCAAGAACGUAUCUAGCAAAAAGCCACUUUCUCGACAUGGUCACUGAAGAGCGCCAGAUGGCAAUGCUCUGCAUUGACUACUUGAACCUACCAUCGUUUCAAAAUCCGUCAGAAGAGCAGGUUCUGGCAGGGGAAUAUGGUUUUAUGGAGUAUUCCAUCCUGUAUUGGCUCCGGCACUUGGAGGCAGGCAUGAGCUCAGCUCCACCCGAUCAGGAUAAUAUCUAUCAGAGCCUCAAAGAGUCUCUUGAUAUACUGAUUGAGCAAUACUGGAACGAGCCAACUGCCAGCAUUGCAUCAAUCUCCAAGUUCACCUCCAAACGGACUCGGGAUGUUCUGAAGCAUUUCAGUCAUCACCAAAACUUUCCAAAGAUCCACCUCGCCCUUGUUUUGACUGAUAAAGAACUGAAGCAUUUCGGGGACGUGCUCCCCGAAUACUCUGCUCUGAGAAUCGCGAGCAUUGUAAAAGCCGUUCGUCGUUGUAUCGAGACAUAUGUUCUUCGCAGCUCGAACCCAGACGUGACUGAAGCGCUAAGGAAUAUGUACGGCAGUAAUCUAUUCAAGUGCCCGAGGUUCAGCUGCAGGUACUUCACCGAUGGAUUCUCAACACUGGAAGAGCGUGAGAAACAUGUCGAACGACACGAGCGUCCAGCUCGUUGUACCGAUGAACAUUGCAGAGGCUCUCAGAUCGGGUUUGCGACGCAAGCACAACUAGAUCGACAUCUCAGGGAGAAUCAUCCGGACACGACGGAACGCCACCACAAUUUUCCGACAGACGAGGAGAUUUUUGACAGUAUGCGAGAAGUUUCACCAGAACCCGAAGAUGCGAUUGAGGACGAACCUCAGUUUGUUCAGCAGUCGGAACGACCGUUCGCAGUUCCGGACCCAGGAGAUACUUUCAUGUCAGAACAGGCAGAGCCCCAGCCAAAACAGCUCAGUGAGGUCGCUAAGCGCCAGCGAAAGAAGCGGAACUAUCAAUGUGCACAUUGCGACAAAAACUUCACCAAAAAGUAUAACUGGGAAUCUCAUCUUAGAACCCACGACGAAAACCGAAGAUUAGAAUGUCAAUUUUGCGAUAAAUCGUGCGCCAGAUUUAGCGAUCUCGUCCGGCAUAUGAGGCUUCACGAUUCAAAUACCGCAGUCACAUGCGGUGGCGUACUUCCAGAUGGCCGAAGGUGGGGAUGCGGAACCAAUUUCGCAAGAAUCGAUAUUCUUCGUACACAUCACAAAUCCAAAAAGGGCAGGCAAUGCGUUGCAGAAAGAGACAGCGAAGAGCAAUCCGUAGCUUCAGCUGCAUGAUUUAGUUCACAGAUUAAGUAGAAGCACAUCGCGAUGCAACGUAGGGAGGUUGUACUAGGCUUGAGCGUUCGCCGCAAGACUCUUAAGGAUAAUAUGAGUUUAGCAAAUCAUGACUGC